AUGUUCUCCAGAAAGUUGACUAGGAUCAUAAAAUACGGCUUUUAUGGUGGUGUUGCUGUUGGUGGUUGUGUAACUGCUUUAAAAUUUCAUGAUGGUGAUUAUAAUUCGUUAGCCAUCGUCAGAAUCACGAGGACAGCAUGUACUGCUGUGGACAUAGGCAGGACUUACCAGUCUUUGUUGUACAGCAAAGAUUGGGAUAGAUCGUCCCCCGAGUAUUUAGAAGUGAAGAAACAAGCUCAUCAAAUUGGGGCAGAGAAACUGCUUGAAUUAUGCAAAGCUAACAAAGGUGUGUACAUUAAAGUUGGACAGCACGUAGGCGCGUUAGAUUACUUGUUGCCUACUGAAUAUGUCAAAACAAUGCGUGUUUUGCAUAAAGAUGCGCCUCAAAACACAGUCGAAGAACUAUACAAUGUCAUCAGGGAAGAUUUGAAAAAGGAUCCAAAGGAACUGUUUGACGACUUUGAACCUGAACCUCUGGGCACAGCGUCACUAGCACAAGUUCAUAAAGCAAAAUUAAAAGAUGGUACUGAAGUUGCGGUCAAAGUACAACAUCAUUUUGUGAGGAAAAAUAUUAAGAUUGACUUAAAAUGGAUGGAAUUUAUUAUAAACACAAUGUCAAAAGUAUUUCCUGACUUCCAAAUGCAAUGGCUAGUGGAUGAAACGAAGAAAAACAUUGCAAAAGAGCUGGAUUUCCUGCAAGAGGGUCAAAAUGCAGAGAAGGUAGCUGAAUUGUUCAGUAAUUACAAAUGGCUGAAGGUUCCAAAGAUUUUCUGGGAUUACAGUACAGAGAGAGUGCUGGUCAUGGAAUAUGUUUACGGUGGACAAGUUAAUGAUGUUAAUUAUAUUGAUACACAUAAAAUCAACAGAUAUGAUUUAUGUAAGAAGCUUGGUGAUCUCUACUCCCACAUGAUCUUCAUAACUGGUUUUGUGCACAGUGAUCCACAUCCAGGGAAUAUACUGGUUAAAAAAGCUCCAGGAGACAAGGAUGUAACAGUCUAUUUGCUGGACCAUGGGUUAUAUGCGCAACUUUCGGAUAAAUUCAGAUAUCACUAUUCAAAAUUGUGGCUAUCCAUUAUAGACAGAAAUCGUCAAGAAAUGAAAGUACAUGCAGAGCAGCUAGGUAUUCGAAAUGAAUUGUAUGGUUUGUUUGCUUGUAUGGUAACGGGUAGACCUUGGGAUUCUAUUAUGAAAGGAAUUGGCAAAACUAAGCCAUCUUCAGAAGAGAAAUCAACUUUCCAAAACGAAUUGCCUAACAUUCUCCAUCAUAUCACUGAUUGCCUGGAGCAUGUGGACCGGCAAGCAUUAUUGGUUCUCAAAACCAAUGACUUAAUCCGUAGUAUAGAAUAUGCUCUAGGAACACAAGAGAGAAUGUGUGGUUUUGUUGUAAUGAGUAAAUGCUGCAUACAAAGCGCAUAUAGAGAAGAAAUUAAUAAAGAGAAGUCUAUAUUUAGAAGACAAUACUUAAAUUUAAAAUUUAGUUGGACCAUGCUGGUGCUUUACUUGUACAGUGUAUAUUUAAAUUUAUGUGAUACAUUAAUAUUAUAAAAAACAUUCUUUCUAAAGCCUAUAUAUGUAGUGAGAAUUGACUAAUUUUAUAAGCGUAUUUAUAUAAAAUGAUGUAAGUAAACUUUUUUAGGGUAACUUAUUGCUGUUCUCCAAAGUUAAAUCAAAAAUGGUAUAAAAAUUAUAAAUUAGUUU
This is a messenger RNA of Bombyx mandarina (wild silkworm), 1698 nucleotides long. RefSeq names its product aarF domain containing kinase 1 (gene Adck1). Gene Ontology annotation, cellular component: mitochondrial inner membrane. The record is from RefSeq and is a predicted model, not a curated record. Gene Ontology annotation, biological process: mitochondrion organization; protein phosphorylation; lipid homeostasis. Gene Ontology annotation, molecular function: protein kinase activity; ATP binding. NCBI's taxonomy places the organism in Eukaryota, Metazoa, Arthropoda, Insecta, Lepidoptera, Bombycidae.